Anneissia japonica is the source of this 956-nucleotide messenger RNA. Its product is annotated as protein STPG4-like. Gene Ontology annotation, molecular function: chromatin binding; histone binding. Gene Ontology annotation, cellular component: male pronucleus; female pronucleus; germinal vesicle. Lineage: Eukaryota; Metazoa; Echinodermata; Crinoidea; Comatulida; Comatulidae. Gene Ontology annotation, biological process: epigenetic programing of male pronucleus. The transcript has 5 exons. Bases 265 to 915 code for a protein of 216 amino acids. The record is from RefSeq and is a predicted model, not a curated record.
GUAUCCUGGGAUUUGUUAAAUAUUGACACUCACUUCACACCCCAAAAGGAAAAGUCUAUAGUCUCUUUACGGAACAAUGUCCCGUUGCUGCUGUGGGAUUAGAAUGACAUAAGACAUUGUGUACGGUUGUCAUGGCGAGGGGUCAUACCUUUUUACACAGGCAGACGUGAGAUAGCGUUACGCUGUUAUAGUCACUAUACAACUUAGAUAUUAUAACGAGGGAGGUGCAAUCCCAGUUUAUAUUAUACUGAACCUAGGCCCAAGAUGGCUCCGGAGGCAACACCGACAGGGAAAGAUAGCAAUAGUCUAGACGAGAGUAAAGGUAAGUUAUCAACAAAGUCUUCCAGAAGGAAGUCGGAGAAGAGAACUACUGCUACACCGAAAACACCGACUAGGCCUAUAAGGAAGGAGCAUGUGUCUGUUUACAAUCGCCCCAAUCCUAAAAAGGAUAGAAAGAGUUUAAAGGAAGAUUACGAAAGUCACGUGUCCGGUCGUGAGGGCUGGUGGCGAGCAACAAUAAGGGAGACCCCGGUUCCAGGUGCGUACGAAUCGAGAGAUUUUUUGGCUGAUCUUGAGACAAUGGACGCCUCGUGCGCCUUCAAAAGCGAAGGUAGAAAGAGGCAGGUGCAACAGAAGCGUGGUGCCAUAUUACUUCCGGGAGCUUAUCAACAACAUGAUCUAACAUAUAACCUUGAACAUAAACAUAUGACGUAUACAUUUAAAAAUACCGAACGAACAGAGCUACCAGGCUUCAGAGACAAGGACAUUAAUGUUUGCCCAACAGAGUAUCCAAUAGAAAAAUACCUAACUGUUUCAACACAGAAGUCCCCAUCAAAACAUUCAGUAUUCAAAUCUAAUAGUCAAAGAUUUCCAACCAUCUACUUCAAAGGAGUAAGUACAAUUGAGGUUGGGUAAUUCAGCAGAUGAAAUGGGUGGUACGUAAUACAUCUUGGAGA